UGCUUAUCACCUGGCCCUCGGUGAAUCACAAAGCACCGUUGUUCUGGUGGACAAAUGGCGACUCAUGUCGAUAUAAGAAGGUUGGAUGUAUUUUCCUGAGAAUCUUCUACAUUGGAUGCAAUUGUUUAUAAAAGGGUUGAACGCGUCCGUGUACAAUGGCGGCGUCGGGGACUGACGUGUCCUGUCAGCAUACCAUCACUUUACAAGACUUCACGCACUUCGCUGUAGGUCCCGCGCUGUUCAUCAUCUUCAUCCUGAGUCUCCUGGAGAAGAGGCGGAACGCAAAACGAUGUCGAUGUUUCGGAGACAGGCCCGGCCUACUGGUCCCCGUGAACCUCCUGGACGGAGAUGAGGACAGGUUCGCCUAUGCUGCUGCUUUCGGCUCCACCGCAACCAGCUGCCUCAUCUUGUUCGGGGGAGACUACAUCCCUGACAACUCACCCAUGUGGUCGCAAGUGUUCCUGGCCAUGAUGGCCGUGACGGAGAUGGGGAUAGACUACUACCCGUUUUUCGCCUGUCUGGCAAAGAAGAACAGCUUUGUCUGGUCAUUGAUAGGCCUGGCCUACUCCAUCCUAUGGUUUUUAGUCAACCUAGCUCACGUGUUUGAAUGCGUGGAUGCAUCCGACUGGGUGUUCACUGGUCAGCCAGUGGUCAUCCAGCUCCCAGUGCUCGCCUGUCUUCUGUACCUUGUCAUCACCUUCCUCAUCCGGGUCAUCGUCGCCAUCUUGUCAACCCUCAGAUCAAUGACAGAGUCCUACACACACAAUACCGAUGCAACCUUCCUGAUCAAAGACAAGCUUCAGGCACCACAUCAGCUGAUGAAGUACCACCAAGCCAAACAUGUGACAGAACUACUCAAGGGCAAGCACUCCAGUCUGCCUCCAAUACUGACCUCGGCUGACUGCGGUUCAGGGUUGUGGAAUGUUCUGAAUGUCCGCCAGGAUCCAACAUUCAGGUACUCUCCGCGCAUCACUGUCACCGUCACUGUCGCCAUGCUCUGUCUUUAUGAGUUUGGCCUGCUGUCGUUCUUAACAAUAGAGAAGGCCCUAGGCAGCGCCAAGGCAUCCUUGCAGAACGCCACUGUGUCUUCCAGCAUGGCUACCGUGUUUGGCCCAGGGAUGUACAACCAGAUGAAGCUCCUCCUGCAUGUCGGACAGAUGUCAUGGUAUGCUGCCUUCGGCGUGUCGUCAGUGGUCAUUGUGAACUACAUCAUCAGGAUCUUCGUCAGUUACAAAGUGCAGCUCAAACGACUGAUGAGGGGAGACCACUCUUUUAUACCCAAGCACUGCUCUGUUUUGCCCAGGAGCAAAAUAGUGGCUCACAGUCUGAUGUAUUCUGGAUCUCAAAUUGCCUACAUUCUAUGGGGUUAUUAUGUGAUGAUAUUGUCAAUAUUCACCAGUAGUAUGCUCCUCGCCUACCUGUUCAUACUGCCCCUGCUGGGGUUUGUGUCAAGUCUCCUACUCGAACCCUUCUGGACCAUAAUACCGACGGUGCUGGUAUCCUACACGGUGUACUACCUCCAGGUCCUGGUGUCCAAGAAGGCGCUGCUGCAGAAUGAACAUUUCUGUAACAGCACUACUAACAAGGUCAGGAGGGUGCUUGCUCUGGACAACAGACGUAUAUUCCACAACGUGUCCUAUUUCUUGUUUUUCUACCACAUUCUGCUGGGGCUGUACACGUGCUUGGUGAGGAUUGGUAAAGGCAUUCUACUUGGAGUUGUCUUCCUUGGCAGAAUUGACCGCAGUGGGUUGGUCAAGGGCUUCGAACAUUGGGACACAGGGUACCUGUCGUUCGUGAGUUUCCUGCAGGUGGAACUGGCUCACACACACCCUGUACUGGUAGUUUUCUGUCAGCUGCUGAUGAACGGUGUCAGAGACAGGAGGUUGGCGCGGUUCUCCCUCAGCCAGGAUGGCCACACCGGAUCUCCAUACAAAACAUUCGGUGACGUGGAACUCCUGUCCAUGGAGUCAUCCUACCGUGUGAGGACAAGAUGGUUGAAGGCCUACACACUCAUCAGAAACCCAGCAUUGAGACAAAGCCAGGAUUCUAGCCAUGAAGACUGGCAAUUACAGCAUCUGAAAGCACAGUGACUUGAAGUACAGUUCCGAGUGCUGCUCUCUGUGCCUAUAUUUGUUUGUUUUUGAACUUCGUGCUUCACACAUUACUCAUGUGGGGAAUCGAACCCGGGCCUUUGGCGUGACCAGGCUGCGGCAGAAGGCUACCCCACGCUCCGUUUUAUUUUUGUUCAUGACAGUCACAAGGGAAUAAUCUACAUCGGGUAAAAUAUGAAUAUAUAUACAUUACUAUAUAUUAAUAGCUUGUGUCGUUACGGGGCGGUCGGGUAGACUAGUGGUUAAAGCGUUCGCUCGUCACGCCGAAGACCCUGGUUCGAAUCCCGACAUGGGUACAAUGUGUGAAGCCAAUUUAUGGUGUCCCCCGCCAUGAUUU
Haliotis rufescens (red abalone) is the source of this 2448-nucleotide messenger RNA. RefSeq names its product stimulated by retinoic acid gene 6 protein-like. Gene Ontology annotation, molecular function: retinol transmembrane transporter activity; signaling receptor activity. Lineage: Eukaryota; Metazoa; Mollusca; Gastropoda; Lepetellida; Haliotidae. The record is from RefSeq and is a predicted model, not a curated record. The transcript is spliced from 18 exons. Gene Ontology annotation, biological process: vitamin A import into cell. Bases 156 to 2090 code for a protein of 644 amino acids. Gene Ontology annotation, cellular component: plasma membrane.